Volvox carteri f. nagariensis is the source of this 1146-nucleotide messenger RNA. RefSeq lists its product as uncharacterized. The record is from RefSeq and is a predicted model, not a curated record. Gene Ontology annotation, biological process: translation. Bases 1 to 1146 code for a protein of 381 amino acids. The transcript has 6 exons. Gene Ontology annotation, molecular function: glutaminyl-tRNA synthase (glutamine-hydrolyzing) activity. Gene Ontology annotation, cellular component: glutamyl-tRNA(Gln) amidotransferase complex. Lineage: Eukaryota; Viridiplantae; Chlorophyta; Chlorophyceae; Chlamydomonadales; Volvocaceae.
AUGAGCGGCGUCCCGCUCGCGAUCAAGGACAACAUCUGCACCCAGGGUGUCCGCACGACAGCCGGGUCCCAGAUCCUGCGGGACUACGUGCCUACCUUUGACGCCACCGCUGUCAGCAAGCUGCGCGCGGCGGGUGCGGUGUUCCUAGGGAAAACCAACAUGGACGAAUUUGGCAUGGGUAGCUCUACGGAGAACUCCUCAUACCAGCCCACUCGCAACCCCUGGGACCCGGAGCGGGUGCCGGGGGGGUCAUCCGGGGGGUCGGCGGCUGCGGUGGCGGCCCGGGAGUGCGCGGCCGCAUUGGGCUCUGACACAGGCGGGAGCAUUCGGCAGCCCGCGCACUUCUGUGGCAUUGUGGGUCUGAAGCCCACGUACGGCAGGGUGUCGCGGUACGGCCUGAUCUCGUACGCUUCUUCGCUGGAUGUCAUCGGGCCCAUGGCGCACACGGUGGAGGACGCCGCACUGCUGCUCAACGGCGGUGUGUUUCCUCGCGUGUUGAGGCUGUCUUCCCUCCCUGACUUCUCUCCCCCCUGUCCGCAGGUGUCCCUGCCCACUUUCGGUCUGGGGCUGCCCGCCUACUACGUACUCGCCCUUUCGGAGGCCUCGUCCAAUUUAUCACGGUACGAUGGCGUAAGGUACGGCGCACGCACCGCUGGUGCGUCCGACCUGCCAUCCCUGUUCUGCGGCUCUCGUGGUGAGGGUCUGGGCCCCGAGGUGAAGCGGCGCAUCCUCAUGGGCACAUACGCUCUGUCGGCGGGGUACUACGACGCCUACUACAAGCGGGCGCAGCAGGUCCGCACGCUGGUGCAGCGGGAGAUGGCCGCCACGCUGGCCUCCUUCGAUGCGCUGCUGACCCCCACCGCCCCCAGCCCGGCCUACCGGCUGGGGGAGAAGAGCUCCGACCCCCUGGCCAUGUACAAGGGCGACCUCAUGACUGUCAAUGUCAACCUGGCGGGGUUACCGGCGGUGGUGCUGCCAGCUGGCUUUGUGUCGGCGGGCGCUGGCGGGGAAUGUGGUGUGCAGCUGCCCAUCGGGAUGCAGCUCAUAGGUCGGGCGUUUGACGAAGUAGGACUGUUGCAGCUUGCGCAUGUGUACGAGCAGACGGCAGCGCUGCCGUCGGUGGCGGCGCCCCUGGCUGCUUCAUGA